Molecule: messenger RNA, 8396 nt
Organism: Ornithorhynchus anatinus (platypus)
Lineage: Eukaryota; Metazoa; Chordata; Mammalia; Monotremata; Ornithorhynchidae
Gene: TLN1
Product: talin 1
Biological process (GO): platelet aggregation
Cellular component (GO): plasma membrane; focal adhesion; cytoskeleton
Molecular function (GO): structural constituent of cytoskeleton; integrin binding; actin filament binding
Source: RefSeq, a predicted model, not a curated record
GGAAGUCAGUGGCGUCGGGGAGCGGGCGGGAGGGCGACGCCCGCAGUCGCCGAGGACAGCCAGGAGCCCCCUCCCCCUCACCGCCAACGGCGCGGAGGUGUAGCCGCCACCAUGGUAGCCCUCUCCCUGAAGAUCAGCAUUGGAAAUGUGGUGAAGACGAUGCAGUUCGAGCCGUCCACCAUGGUGUAUGACGCCUGCCGCAUCAUCCGCGAGCGCGUGCCUGAAGCACAGACCGGCCCACCCAACGACUUUGGGCUGUUCCUGUCAGACGAAGACCCCAGAAAGGGCAUCUGGCUGGAAUCUGGAAAAGCCCUGGAUUACUACAUGCUCCGGAAUGGGGACACCAUGGAGUACAAGAAGAAGCAGCGUCCCCUGAAGAUCCGCAUGCUGGACGGUGCCGUGAAGACCAUCAUGGUGGACGACUCCAAGACUGUCACCGACAUGCUCAUGACCAUCUGUGCCCGUAUUGGCAUCACCAACCAUGAUGAGUAUUCUCUGGUGCGGGAGUUGAUGGAGGAGAAGAAGGAGGAGGUCACUGGGACCCUGCGCAAGGACAAGACACUUCUGCGGGAUGAGAAAAAGAUGGAGAAACUCAAGCAAAAACUUCACACAGAUGAUGACUUGAACUGGCUGGACCACGGACGGACACUACGAGAGCAGGGGGUGGAAGAGCAUGAGACGUUGCUUCUGCGAAGGAAGUUUUUCUACUCGGACCAAAAUGUGGAUUCACGGGACCCCGUGCAGCUGAAUCUCCUCUACGUGCAGGCCAGAGAUGAUAUCCUGAACGGCUCCCAUCCAGUCUCCUUUGACAAGGCCUGCGAGUUUGCCGGCUACCAAAGCCAGAUCCAGUUUGGCCCCUACAAUGAGCAGAAGCACAAGCCUGGCUUCCUGGACCUGAAGGACUUCCUGCCCAAGGAAUAUGUCAAGCAGAAAGGGGAGCGCAAAAUCUUCCAGGCCCACAAGAACUGUGAGGACAUAACUGAGAUUGAGGCCAAGGUGCUCUACGUGAAGCUGGCCCGUUCCCUCAAGACUUAUGGCGUCUCGUUCUUCCUGGUCAAGGAGAAGAUGAAGGGGAAGAACAGGCUGGUGCCCCGGCUGCUGGGAAUCACCAAGGAAUGCGUCAUGCGGGUAGACGAGAAGACUAAGGAGGUGAUCCAGGAGUGGAAUCUUACCAACAUCAAGCGCUGGGCCGCCUCUCCGAAGAGCUUCACCCUGGACUUUGGUGAUUACCAGGACGGUUACUAUUCAGUUCAGACCACAGAGGGUGAGCAGAUUGCCCAACUCAUUGCCGGCUACAUCGACAUCAUCCUCAAGAAAAAAAAGAGUAAGGACCACUUUGGGCUGGAGGGCGAUGAGGAAUCCACCAUGCUGGAGGACUCAGUCUCUCCCAAGAAGUCUACAGUGCUGCAGCAGCAGUAUAACCGAGUGGGGAAGGCAGAACAGAGCUCCUUGGCCCUGCCUGCCAUCAUGCGCACUGGUGCUGCCGGCCCUGAGAACUACCAGAUGGGCAGCAUGCCCCCCGCGCAGCAGCAGAUCACCAGCGGCCAGAUGCACCGGGGGCACAUGCCCCCACUGACCUCAGCUCAACAGGCCCUCACCGGCACCCUGAACUCCAGCAUGCAGGCUGUGCAGGCCGCUCAGGCCACCCUGGAUGACUUUGACACCCUGCCUCCCCUCGGGCAAGAUGCGGCCUCCAAGGCUUGGCGUAAGAACAAGAUGGAUGAGUCGAAGCAUGAGAUCCACUCCCAGGUGGACGCCAUCACUGCGGGGACAGCCUCGGUGGUGAACCUGACAGCAGGCGACCCUGCGGAGACGGAUUACACGGCCGUGGGCUGCGCGGUGACCACCAUCUCCUCCAACCUGACGGAGAUGUCCCGAGGUGUCAAGCUCCUGGCCGCCCUGCUAGAGGAUGAGGGCGGGAGCGGGCGGCCCCUGCUGCAGGCAGCCAAAGGCCUGGCGGGAGCUGUGUCCGAGCUGUUGCGGAGUGCCCAGCCAGCCAGUGCUGAGCCCCGUCAGACCCUGCUCCAGGCGGCUGGGAACGUGGGCCAGGCCAGUGGAGAGCUACUCCAGCACAUCGGGGAGAGUGACACUGACCCCCAUUUCCAGGAUAUGUUGAUGCAGCUGGCCAAGGCGGUAGCCAGUGCCGCGGCUGCACUCGUGCUCAAAGCCAAGAGCGUGGCCCAACGGACCGAAGACUCUGCGCAACAGAACCAGGUCAUUGCCGCGGCCACACAGUGUGCCCUGUCCACCUCCCAGCUUGUGGCCUGCACCAAAGUGGUUGCUCCCACGAUCAGCUCACCCGUGUGCCAGGAGCAGUUGGUGGAGGCAGGACGGCUGGUGGCCAAGGCGGUGGAAGGCUGCGUGGCUGCGUCCCAGGCCGCCACGGAGGAUGGGACCCUGCUGCGGGGAGUGGGCACGGCAGCCACGGCCGUGACGCAAGCGUUGAACGAGCUGCUGCAGCACGUGCGGGCCCACGCCACGGGGGGUGCACCGGCCGGCCGCUACGACCAGGCCACAGACACCAUCCUCACAGUUACCGAAAACAUCUUCAGUUCCAUGGGUGAUGCCGGGGAGAUGGUGCGGCAGGCACGUAUCCUGGCCCAGGCCACCUCUGACCUGGUCAACGCCAUCAAGGCUGAUGCCGAGGGGGAGAGCGACCUGGAGAACUCACGUAAACUGCUCAGUGCAGCCAAGAUCCUGGCGGAUGCCACGGCCAAGAUGGUGGAAGCUGCCAAGGGGGCGGCCGCUCACCCGGACAGUGAAGAGCAGCAGCAGCGACUGAGGGAAGCAGCAGAGGGAUUGCGGAUGGCGACCAAUGCUGCCGCCCAGAAUGCCAUCAAGAAGAAGCUGGUCCAGCGGCUGGAGCAUGCAGCCAAGCAGGCAGCCGCCUCGGCCACCCAGACCAUCGCAGCCGCCCAGCAUGCGGCCUCAGCUUCCAAGGCCUCCGCUGGCCCCCAGCCUCAGCUGGUGCAGAGCUGCAAGGCUGUGGCAGAGCAGAUCCCAUUGCUGGUGCAAGGCGUCCGGGGGAGCCAGGCCCAACCAGACAGUCCCAGUGCCCAGUUGGCUCUCAUUGCUGCCAGCCAGAGCUUCCUGCAGCCAGGUGGAAAGAUGGUGGCAGCCGCCAAGGCUUCAGUCCCCACGGUGCAGGACCAGGCUUCUGCCAUGCAGCUGAGUCAGUGUGCCAAGAACCUGGGCACCGCCCUGGCCGAGCUACGCACCGCUGCCCAGAAGGCUCAAGAAGCCUGUGGGCCCCUGGAGAUGGACUCUGCCUUGAGCCUGGUGCAGAGUUUGGAGCGAGACCUCCAGGAGGUGAAGGCAGCAGCCAGAGAUGCCAAACUCAAGCCUCUGCCUGGGGAGACGAUGGAGAAGUGUGCCCAAGACCUGGGAAACAGCACCAAAGCUGUGAGCUCUGCCAUCGCCCAGCUGCUCGGCGAAGUGGCCCAGGGCAAUGAGAAUUAUGCAGGAAUUGCAGCCCGGGAUGUGGCAGGAGGGCUGCGGGCACUGGCCCGAGCCGCACGGGGCGUGGCGGCUUUGACCUCGGACCCCAUGGUGCAGGCAGCCGUGCUGGACUGUGCCAGUGACGUCUUGGACAAAGCCAGUAACCUCCUUGAGGAGGCCAAGCGGGCGGCCGGUCGGCCAGGGGACCCCGAGAGCCAACAGCGCCUGGCACAGGUGGCCAAGGCCGUGACCCAGGCUCUGAGUCGCUGUGUGAGCUGCCUGCCCGGGCAGCGCGAUGUGGAUGAUGCCCUCCGCACCGUCGGGGAUGCCAGCAAGCGGCUGCUCGGUGACACGUCUCAGCUUCCUGCCAGCAACAAGACUUUCCAGGAGGCACAGAGCCAGCUGAAUGAGGCAGCCGCGGGACUGAACCAGGCAGCCACGGAACUGGUGCAGGCUUCGCGGGGCACCCCCCAGGAUCUGGCCCGAGCCUCGGGCCGCUUUGGCCACGACUUCAACAAUUUCCUAGAGGCUGGCGUGGAGAUGGCGAGCCAGGCUCCGAGCCAAGAGGACCGGGCCCAGGUGGUGUCCAACCUGAAGGGAAUCUCCAUGUCUUCAAGCAAAUUGCUCUUGGCGGCCAAGGCCCUCUCCACAGAUCCCGCUGCCCCCAACCUCAAGAGCCAACUGGCUGCCGCGGCCCGAGCUGUCACUGACAGCAUCAACCAGCUCAUCAGCAUGUGCACCCAGCAGGCUCCUGGUCAGAAAGAAUGCGAUAAUGCCCUGCGAGAGCUGGAGACAGUGCGGGAGCUGCUGGAGAACCCAGUACAGCCCAUCAACGACAUGUCGUACUUCAACUGCCUGGACAGCGUCAUGGAGAACUCCAAGGUGCUGGGUGAGGCCAUGACCGGGAUCUCCCAAAAUGCCAAGAACAGCAACCUGCCCGAGUUCGGAGAAGCCAUCAACACAGCCUCCAAGGCUCUCUGCGGUUUCACCGAGGCCGCUGCCCAGGCCGCGUAUCUGGUCGGCGUCUCGGACCCCAAUAGCCAGGCUGGGCAGCAGGGGCUGGUGGAGCCCACCCAGUUUGCCCGCGCCAACCAGGCGAUUCAGAUGGCGUGUCAGAGCCUGAGCGAGGCAGGGUGCACUCAGGCCCAGGUACUCUCCGCUGCCACCAUUGUGGCCAAGCACACCUCAGCCCUGUGUAAUAGCUGUCGCCUGGCCUCCGCCCGCACCGCUAACCCAACCGCCAAGCGUCAGUUUGUCCAGUCGGCCAAGGAAGUGGCCAACAGCACCGCCAACCUUGUCAAGACCAUCAAGGCCCUGGAUGGGGCCUUCACUGAAGAGAACCGAGCUCAGUGCCGAGCAGCUACCGCGCCACUGCUGGAAGCCGUGGACAAUCUGAGUGCCUUUGCUGCCAAUCCGGAGUUCUCCAGUGUCCCCGCACAGAUCAGCCCUGAGGGUCGCGCGGCCAUGGAACCCAUCGUGGCGUCUGCCAAGACGAUGCUGGAGAGCACGGGGGGACUGAUUCAGACGGCCCGGGCCCUGGCAGUCAAUCCCCGGGACCCCCCUCGUUGGUCAGUGCUGGCCGGCCACUCCCGCACCGUCUCCGACUCCAUCAAGAAGCUCAUCACCAGCAUGAGAGACAAGGCUCCAGGGCAGCGGGAGUGUGAGACGGCCAUCGCGGCGCUGAACAGCUGCCUGCGCGACCUGGACCAGGCUUCCCUCGCUGCCAUCAGCCAGCAACUUGCCCCCCGUGAGGGCAUCUCCCAGGAGGCCUUGCAUACACAGAUGCUGACUGCCGUGCAGGAAAUCUCCCACCUCAUCGAACCGCUGGCCAAUGCAGCCCGGGCUGAGGCCUCCCAACUCGGACACAAGGUGUCCCAGAUGGCUCAGUACUUUGAACCGUUGACUCUAGCAGCCGUGGGGGCAGCCUCCAAGACCCAGAGUCACCCGCAGCAGAUGGCACUGCUGGACCAGAGUAAGACCUUGGCCGAGUCUGCCCUGCAGCUGCUUUACACCGCCAAGGAGGCCGGAGGCAACCCCAAGCAGGCCGCCCAUACUCAGGAGUCCCUAGAAGAGGCCGUGCAGUUGAUGACAGACGCCGUGGAAGACCUGACCACCACGCUUAAUGAGGCCGCCAGCGCUGCCGGGGGUGGGGGCAUGGUGGAGUCCAUCACCCAGGCCAUCAACCAGUUGGACGAAGGGCCAAUGGGUGAGCCAGACGGGUGUUUCGUGGAUUACCAGACGACCAUGGUGCGGACAGCCAAGGCCGUGGCAGUCACUGUGCAGGAGAUGGUGACCAAGUCCAGCAGCAAUCCCGAGGAGCUGGGCCCUCUGGCCAACCAGCUGACCACCGACUACGGUUACCUGGCCUCGCAGGCCAAGCCGGCUGCCAUGGCUGCCGAGAACGAGGAGAUCGGUGCCCACAUCAAGCACCGGGUGCAGGAGCUGGGCCAUGGUUGUGCCGCUCUGGUCACCAAGGCUGGAGCCCUGCAGUGCAGCCCCAGCGAUGCCUACACCAAGAAAGAGCUCAUGGAGUGUGCCCGCCGUGUCUCCGAAAAGGUGUCCCACGUCCUGGCGGCGCUCCAAGCUGGGAACCGUGGCACCCAGGCCUGCAUCACGGCCGCCAGCGCCGUUUCCGGCAUCAUCGCCGACCUCGACACCACCAUCAUGUUCGCCACGGCCGGCACGCUGAAUCGCGAAGGCGCAGAAACCUUUGCUGACCACCGGGAAGGAAUCCUGAAAACGGCCAAGGCGCUCGUGGAGGACACCAAGGUCCUGGUCCAGAAUGCAGCAGCCAGCCAGGAGAAGCUGGCACAGGCUGCCCAGUCAUCCGUGGGAACCAUCACUCGCCUGGCCGAGGUUGUCAAGCUGGCGUUGCCGCCAGCCUUGGGGGCGGAGGACCCCGAGACCCAGGUUGUCUUGAUCAACGCAGUGAAGGAUGUGGCCAAAGCACUUGGUGACCUCAUCAGUGCCACCAAAGCCGCCAGCAAGGCAGGGGACGACCCUGCUGUCUGGCAGCUCAAGAACUCUGCCAAGGUGAUGGUGACCAAUGUGACGUCACUCCUGAAGACGGUGAAGGCGGUGGAGGACGAGGCCACCAAGGGCACCCGAGCCCUGGAGGCCACGACGGAGCACAUCCGGCAGGAGCUGGCGGUGUUCUGCUCCUCAGAGCCCCCUGCCAAGACCUCACCCGGAGGAUUUAUUCGCAUGACCAAGGGCAUCACCAUGGCAACGGCCAAGGCCGUCGCUGCCGGUAACUCCUGUCGCCAGGAAGAUGUUAUCGCCACGGCCAACCUGAGCCGUCGGGCCAGCGACAUGCUGCGGGCCUGCAAGGAGGCCGCCUACCAUCCUGAGGUCGCUCCUGAGGUGCGACUCCGUGCCCUGCACUACGGUCGGGAGUGUGCCAACGGCUACCUGGAACUGUUGGACCACGUGCUACUGACCCUGCAGAAGCCAAGCCCAGAACUGAAGCAGCAGCUGACGGGACACUCAAAGCGUGUAGCGGGCUCUGUCACCGAGCUCAUCCAGGCCGCCGAAGCCAUGAAGGGCACAGAGUGGGUGGACCCCGAGGACCCCACCGUCAUCGCCGAGAACGAGCUCCUCGGAGCCGCCGCCGCCAUCGAGGCUGCCGCCAAGAAGCUGGAGCAGCUGAAGCCGCGAGCCAAGCCCAAGGAAGCAGACGAAUCCCUGAACUUCGAGGAACAGAUCCUGGAGGCGGCCAAGUCCAUCGCCGCAGCCACCAGCGCCCUGGUGAAGGCGGCGUCGGCUGCCCAGAGGGAGCUGGUGGCCCAAGGGAAGGUUGGCGCCAUCCCAGCCAAUGCCCUGGAUGAUGGACAGUGGUCACAAGGCCUCAUUUCUGCCGCCCGGAUGGUGGCGGCGGCCACCAACAACCUGUGCGAGGCAGCCAACGCAGCUGUGCAGGGUCACGCCAGCCAGGAGAAGCUCAUCUCCUCCGCCAAGCAGGUGGCCGCCUCCACCGCUCAGCUGCUGGUGGCCUGCAAAGUCAAGGCGGACCAGGACUCGGAAGCCAUGAAGCGACUCCAGGUUGCUGGCAACGCAGUGAAGCGAGCCUCCGAUAACUUGGUGAAAGCAGCCCAGAAGGCCGCGGCCUUUGAGGAUCAGGAGAACGAAACGGUCGUGGUGAAGGAGAAGAUGGUUGGGGGCAUUGCCCAGAUCAUCGCAGCCCAGGAGGAGAUGUUGCGGAAGGAACGAGAGCUGGAGGAGGCACGGAAGAAGCUGGCCCAGAUCCGGCAGCAGCAGUACAAGUUUCUACCCUCGGAGCUACGGGAUGAGAGUCAGCACUGAGCGCAGGCGGCUGGGCCACCCCUUCUAUUUAAAUACAGACCCCGAUGAAAACCAGUGCCCCUCUUGGCUGGCCCCGCUCACCCCUUCCCUCCCACACCCGCCCCUCCCCCAGCCCCUGGAGACAUUGACCAAAGCUUUCUGUGCCACGAUCUGCUGUUAUGGCCAGGGAACCCUCCCCCGUAUAAUCAUGCACAGGCCCUGCACCUCCCCCAAGUGCCUGCCUCACGGUUCGGGCCCGGCCUCAGCCCCCGCUGCACUACUCUCCCACCCCAAGUGCCUUUGUGUCCUACGGCUCAAAGCCGUUUGACCGAGAGAACCCAGUCCCCAAGAUCCCCAAGUGCCUACCCCAGAGUAUUAACGCGCCCAGAGUAUUAACGCUGCUGCAGCUACCUCCGGUUCGUCGGAAUCUGGCAAGGAAGGCUGGAGGCUUUGCUGGAAGGCUAGGGGGUGGAGGGAGGUGGGCUCUCCCCCCUCCCCGCCGCCCCUUUCCCUGUCCUAGGUGCUCUCAGCGGCCCCCUCCACUCUCCACCAGCCUUGGCUCUGCUCUGACCAAUUUUUAUCAAAAUUCUUCUGGAUUCUGAAUCCAUGGGGGAUGCCUCUUCUCCUUGAAAUCAGUUGUGCCUCAAUAAAGGUGUUUCCCGCCUGGUUCGGCCUGG